Galleria mellonella (greater wax moth) is the source of this 1772-nucleotide messenger RNA. RefSeq names its product cytochrome P450 6B6-like. Gene Ontology annotation, molecular function: oxidoreductase activity, acting on paired donors, with incorporation or reduction of molecular oxygen; iron ion binding; monooxygenase activity. Lineage: Eukaryota; Metazoa; Arthropoda; Insecta; Lepidoptera; Pyralidae. The transcript has 2 exons. The record is from RefSeq and is a predicted model, not a curated record. Bases 76 to 1620 code for a protein of 514 amino acids.
AACAUACCAAAAGGCAACACAGUAGUAACGUUUACUUUGUUUCAAUUAUAUAUCUCGCAAUAAGUUCAUAACAAUAUGAUUUAUAUAGCUUUAGUAGUAGUAUUGCUUGUUGCAUUAUAUCUAUACAAUGUAAGAAAUUUUGAUUAUUGGGAAAAAAGGGGCGUGGUUUAUGAAAAACCUAUAAUAUUUUUCGGGUCUGUUAUAAGGAACUAUUUAUUACUGGAAAGUAUGACCACGACCAUAAACAAAUUUUAUAAAAAAUAUCCCAACGAAAAACUCAUUGGAGCAUUUCGAUCAACAACUCCAAUUCUGGUUCUCAAAGAUCCGGCUAUGGUAAAGCAAGUUAUCAUCUCUGACUUCGUUUACUUCCACGAACGUGGAAUUGUACCAGGUAAAUCAUUGGAACCUUUGUUCAAGAAUUUGUUUUUCGGAGAAGGUGAUCUGUGGCGGUUGCUAAGACAACGACUUACACCAGCAUUUACUAGUGGUAAAUUACGAGCAAUGUUCCCCUUGAUAGUAGAACGAGCUGAAAAUUUGAGAGCACGAGCUCUUAAAGCCGCAGUCAAUGGACGUACAAUGGAUGCCCGUGAUUUGAUGGCUCGCUAUACUACUGACUUUAUUGGCGCCUGUGGUUUUGGUCUCGACGCAGACUCCCUGAAUGAUGAAGAUGCUGCAUUCAGACAGCUAGGAAUUAAAAUAUUUACAUUCGAUUUUCAUGAUGCUAUUGUUGUGUUAUUGAAAGAUAUGUUUCCAAUUAUGGCAAGAAAUUUAAAAAUAAUGGGAAAAGUCGAAAAAGAGCUAAUUCUUCUUGUAAGAGAAAUUCUAAGAAAAAGAAAUAAUAAACCUUCUGGAAGACAUGAUUUUAUUGACUUAUUGUUAGAAUGCCAAAAUCAAGGUACUGUGGUAGGUCAAUCUAUUGAAAAAUUCAAUGAAGAUGGAUCUCCGAAACAGGCUAGAUUAGAAUUCGACGAAUUAAUUAUAGCCGCCCAAGUAUUUGUAUUUUUCGCAGCGGGCUUUGAAACAUCUUCUUCUGCGACGAGUUUCACAUUACACCAACUUGCUUACCAUCCAGAAGUACAAGAAAAGGUACAUAAAGAGAUUGAUACCGUUCUUGCUAAAUACGACAACAAGCUUAGUUAUGAUGCUAUUAAAGAAAUGACAUAUUUAGAGUGGACUUUUAAAGAAGCAAUGAGAAUUUUUCCUUCACUAGGAUUUUUGGCUAGAACAUGCAGACGAAAAUACACCUUCCCAGGUACUGAUUUAUCUAUAGAUGAAGGUGUAAAUAUCUUUAUCCCAAUAGAAGCUUUUCAUAAUGAUCCUCAAUAUUGGAGUAAACCUCAAGAAUUCCGGCCCGAACGAUUUCAUCCCGAUGAAUUCAACGAAAUUCAAAGAAGUAUUUAUCUUCCAUUUGGUGACGGACCUCGCAAUUGUAUAGGUGGUCGCCUUGGUUUGAUGCAAUCUUUAGCUGGUUUGGCUGCGAUUCUAUCUCAGUUUAGAGUGGAACCUGCGCCGGAGACUAAGCGCUAUCCAACCGUAGACCCUACUUCUCACGUGGUACAGAGUAUAUCAGGAGGAUUACCGUUAUUAUUCAAUCAGAGAGUUGGUGUAAGAGCAUGUUGAUAAACCGAUUGACUAUAUCCACGCAGCGUGGUUUUAGGUUCUAAUGUAUAAAGAAAUAUACGAUAUACGAGAAGUUUUAUCUACGAUUAAUUAAGACUUGUAUUUAAUAAUAAUAAAAGUGAUAAAUAAAAUAUUUUUAUCUGUUUUAUUAA